UUGCAAGUAUUACAAAUGGCGAGUGAACUUUUGGCCAAAAUCGCGCAAAGAUAGAACAAGAAAAAAGGAAAAUAGAAAGAUGGAAACAGAAUUUUAUAACGACGUUCCUUGUUCUUCCAUCGCCGUCGAAUCCAUCAUUAGUGUCGGAACUGGGGGAUUAAUUUGGGGAUCAUGUGCUGGUUCCUAUGAUGCCAAAAAACUAGGGCUAACCGGCAUUGAUCGCGCUUCUUUCGUGGCCAAGACCGUUGGUAAAUAUGGAUUCCAAUGUGGACUCUUUGCCGGAAUUUUUUCAUUCACACGAUGUGGGGUUCAAAGAUACCGCAAAAAGAGUGACUGGGUGAAUGCGCUAGUUGCAGGUGGAGUUGCAGGGGCGGCCAUUGGUGCUGGAACCCGGAACUGGAAGCAGGUUGCUGUAAUGACUGCUUUUCUUUCUGGAUUUUGUGCAAUUGCUGACCAAUCAAGUGCAAUCUAAACCAUCUUGUUUUACUUUAGAUGAGCUAAUUUAGAAAUAUGAGCUAUGCUUUGAACCAUUUGCAGAAUUAAUACCAGUCCAUAUUCAAAUUUAUAAGCCAAUAUCUUUGUUUGUUUGCUUUUCUAAUUUUCCAUCAAUAUGAUAUAUAAUAUUUCAUAUCGUCUAUCUUUUGUA
Molecule: messenger RNA, 646 nt
Organism: Erigeron canadensis
Lineage: Eukaryota; Viridiplantae; Streptophyta; Magnoliopsida; Asterales; Asteraceae
Product: outer envelope pore protein 16-4, chloroplastic
Exons: 6
Coding region: 80-472 (130 amino acids)
Biological process (GO): protein insertion into mitochondrial inner membrane
Cellular component (GO): TIM22 mitochondrial import inner membrane insertion complex
Molecular function (GO): transmembrane protein transporter activity
Source: RefSeq, a predicted model, not a curated record